This is a messenger RNA of Harmonia axyridis, 1490 nucleotides long. Its product is annotated as sideroflexin-1. The transcript is spliced from 8 exons. Gene Ontology annotation, biological process: serine import into mitochondrion; monoatomic ion transport. Bases 380 to 1381 code for a protein of 333 amino acids. The record is from RefSeq and is a predicted model, not a curated record. Gene Ontology annotation, molecular function: monoatomic ion transmembrane transporter activity. Lineage: Eukaryota; Metazoa; Arthropoda; Insecta; Coleoptera; Coccinellidae. Gene Ontology annotation, cellular component: mitochondrial inner membrane.
CAAAUCUCAGCAAAGUUUUCAUUCAGAAAUUUUCAUACAUAUGAUCGAUUGAUAUUACGCGCUUGCGUUCUCAACAAUAAUCCAUUUUCCAACUGCCUGGUUAUCAGCACUCAGUCGUCCAGCAAUACUAAAGCCCUACACUGAUGAUUCUACAUUUGAAUGUUAAAAGUUUAUCUUCUAGUAUUUGAUAAGAGAUAAAUUUGUCUCCUACUACUCAAAGCUGUCAAGCAGACAGUGACGCUAGUAAUAAUUUUCAAAAUGCUUUAAUCAAAUACCAUAUCGGAAGCAGUCAUACAAUACGAUCAAAUUAUUAGUGAAUCAUUAACAACAAUAGGUGAAACAGCUCAAUUUACAAUCAAUAUAUUUUUCUCAAUGAACUAUGACAAGAGUUACAAAUCUGUUCGUUAGGACACUUGCACAAGCCACAAUCGACAUAGACAAAUCAGAAUACGAUUUGGACACAUUUUUGGGACGAUGCAGACACUUCUUCGAGAUCACCAAUCCAUUAAAUCUGCUUGUAAGCGAUGCAGAAUUGGAAAGGUCCAAAGAACUAGUUUUAGCUUGCAGACAAAACCAACCAUUGCCAGAUGAUGUUGUAGAAGGGGAGUUGCGAAGGGCUAAAAUUCUCUACGAUUCCGCUUUUCAUCCUGAGACAGGCGAAAAGAUGAACCUGAUAGGCAGGAUGUCAGCGCAGGUCCCAUGUAACAUGCUCAUUACCGGUGGAAUGAUGACAUUCUACAAGUCCAAUCUGGAGGUAUUUCUCUGGCAAUGGAUAAAUCAGUCUUUCAACGCCUUAGUUAAUUUCACCAAUAGAAGCGGAGAUGCAUCUUUCACAAAUGAGCAAAUUGCACAGUCUUAUGUUCUCGCAACCAGUGGUGCCGUUGUUACCGCAGUUGGUCUCAAUAAAGCCCUCAAGAGAGCACCACCAGUAGUUAAGAGGAUGGUACCCUUCUUUGCUGUCUUUGCUGCCAACUGUAUCAAUAUUCCACUGAUGAGAGCUCAAGAACUAAAAUGUGGUACAGCAAUUUACGACAGUGAUAAUAAUAAGGUAGGCUACUCUAAAGCAGCCGCCCAGAAGGGUAUUUCUCAGGUUAUCAUCAGCAGGGUAUUCAUGGCAGUACCAGGAAUGUUGUUUUCUCCGGUAAUAAUGAAUGGGUUGGAACAAAGAGGCACCUUUUGUAGAUAUCCCUGGCUUGCUUUACCCUUGCAAACUGGUAUAUUAGGACUGUUCUCACUUUUCGCUACUCCUGCUGGAUGUGCUUUAUUCAAACAAUGUCAAAAAUUACAAUUUGAAGAUCUGGAAUGUUCAGUACAGGAUGACCUUAGACGUAGAUACCAAAAUAAGCCCCCCGCUGAAGUAUUUUUCAACAAAGGGUUAUAAAUUAGCUUCCAAGCGAAUUUUCGAAUAUAGCAAUAUCGACAAUAAUGAAGUGUUGUGAUUGGUUAUCGUUUUGUUUAUUACAAAUUCAAUAAAUGAUUGGUCUAUUUAA